Aplysia californica (California sea hare) is the source of this 3596-nucleotide messenger RNA. Its product is annotated as intraflagellar transport protein 81 homolog. Gene Ontology annotation, cellular component: intraciliary transport particle B; centrosome; cilium. The coding region runs from base 170 to 2233 and encodes 687 amino acids. The record is from RefSeq and is a predicted model, not a curated record. The transcript has 16 exons. Gene Ontology annotation, molecular function: tubulin binding. Gene Ontology annotation, biological process: intraciliary transport; cilium assembly. Lineage: Eukaryota; Metazoa; Mollusca; Gastropoda; Aplysiida; Aplysiidae.
UUUUCUGGUAUGCUGAGUUGUUGUAGUUGUGCUAUGGCGAUCAAAACAAACGGACCGGUGUAAACCUGCUCUGUUUUCUGGUGUCUGAGGGUCGCAAUUUACAUUCCAAGCAUAUUUGUAGAAAUUCAGUUUACUUACAGUGUAUGGUACCAGCAGGGAAAAGUUCAAGAUGAGUAUGAGUGAGCAGAUGAAGUUCAUUGUUCAAGAGUUGAACAAGGAACCAUUCAACAAAUCGUACAACUUAAUCUCCUUUGAUUCCCUGGAGCCGCUGCAACUGCUACAAGUUCUUAAUGAUGUCCUGGCGAUCAUUGACCCUAAGCAAAAACUGGACAUCAGAGAAGAAGCUCCUGAUCAAACGGCCGUCAGGGUCUUCCAACUUCUGCGAGUGCUGAAAUACAAACCCCCGGACCAUGUGAACAUGAGUGAGUUCCGAGCGGGCCUGGUCCAGGGAGAGAAGCCCGUCAUUUUCCCUAUCCUGGAAUGGCUGUUGCAGAAAGUUCCGGAGCUUCAAAAGCGAGCUUACCUGGCCAAGUUCCUGGUCAAGAUCGACGUGCCUCCGGAGAUAAUGGCGGAGGAAGAGAUGUCUGGGAUAUUCCAGCAGUACGAGGAACUGAUGGAAACAUUCAAGGAGCUGCAUAAGCAGUCGGAGCAGUUGAAAAACUCGGGGUUCAACACGUCGGAGAUUCGGAAAGACAUCACCAAUAUGGAGGAGGAGAAGGAGCAGCUCCUUAAGAGAAUCGAGAGGCUCAGGAGAAAGGUGGAGUCCCAUCCCAACUCGCAGAAGAUGAUGACGGUGGCCAAAAACCUGCGGGUGGAGAGAGACCGAGAGAAGCGACUUGGGACCCAGAAACAAGAGCAGAUGACUUCGAUCUCACACUUGGAUCAGAGGAUCAAACGUUUGGAGGCUCAGUUGAGGGAUAUGAGACAGGCCAGUGUAGGGGCAACGCCUGAGUCCCUGAUCUACAAGCUGGAGGAAGAGACGCGGGCCAAUGGCUACAUGGUCAAGGAGCAGCUGCCUAAGGACAUUAUGCAGCGUGGCAAGAUGAUACAGAACCUGCAGAAGGUCGUCUCCGUGCCCGCCAUGGGCCAGUCUGACCUUGAGGAACUGAAUUCUCAGAUCAAUGAACUUAACGCUGAGGUGAAUCAGCUGAUUGAGAAGAGGAUGCGGAGCGGGGAGCCGGCAGAUGACAAACUGUCUUUGUUCAGGCAGCAGGCGGGCAUUAUCUCGCACAAGAAGGAGGCGGCCGCGGAGACGUUGCGAGCAGCGAGAGACGAGUACAAUCAGGCGCAGCAGGAACUGGAGCAGAAGCGAGAGAUGGUCAGCUCCACCGAAGGCGCGCAGGUCCUCAAGGGUGAAGACUUCAAACGCUAUGUGAACAAGCUGCGUAGCAAGAGCACCGUCUACAAGAAGAAACGUGCUGAGCUGGCCGAGCUGAGAGCUGAGUCGGGCGUGCUGAGUCGCUCUGAUGAGAUUCUCAAGCAGAGGAACGAACACAUCAACCGGCAGCUGUCGGUCGUUGAGCGGAAAAAGGGUGUGGCCGGCUAUCGUGAGACCCAGGAGGAGCUUGAGAAAGUGUCCAGCAUUAAGAGCGACCUUGACGAGAUGAAAGGUCGCACGCUGGACGACAUGUCGGAGAUGGUGAGACGUCUGCACGCUGAGAUUGCAGACCGCCGCAACACUUUGGCGCCCAUACUGAGAGAAAUCCGUCCACUCAGGGAAAAAGUGCAGGACCUGACCCCGGAGUACGAGAACAAGAAGCAAGUGUACGAGCGUCAACAGGCCGGCUUUGACAGCAACAUGAGCAAACUCCAGCAGGAGGUCAAAGGUUACCAGGAGGAGUGCAAGGCCGAGGAGUCACGCUACCACUACCUGCACUGUAUGAUGAAGGUGUUGCAGACGCAGCAAGCGAGGGUUGCUGCAGAGAUGAAAGCUUACGUAUCGUCGGAUGUACAGGAGAAGAAGAAAACCUUCCGAGAAACGUACUCUAAGAAGAUCCAGGAACAGGAGAACCUGAGCCGUGGUCUGCGGGAACGACAGAAGACAGUGAGGGAGAACCACGAGCCAAACAUGAAGCAGAUGAAGAUGUGGAAGGAUCUAGAACGUCUGCUGGAGUGUAAGAGGUCGUGUUUGGAGCAGCUGUCGAGCAUCGGUGCCAGUUCUGGCUUGAACAACAUGGGGGGCUACGGGGAAACAGCGCCCACACACCUGGAGAAGGAUAGGCUGGUCUUGUAAGGUUGUAAGAGGCACUCACUCUUAUGUACCGACACACACACACAAACACAAAGACACACACAUAUGCACUUAUACAUAUGCAUGCACACACACACACACACAUACACACACACACAAACGCACACACACACAAACACACACGAACACCUGACCUUGAACCCUGUUUUCUUUUACAUCCGUCCAUUUUGCUUUGUUUUUGCACUGCAAAUUAGCCGUCCAUUUUUGUGGGUAUGAAAGCUUUGGAUGCUGCUCAUUUGUUUGUAGUUGUUAGAAUAUUGUGAAUGGUUUAGUUCACAUGGUUUUUCUUUUUUUUUUUCCCUUGGUUUGUAUUUUUUUGUCUGUCUCCUGUUUAAAUGGAUGCCUGAUGUUGUUUAAGUGAAUUACAUGUCCUUGAUAUUGGGUGUGGUGGUUAGACAUUGUUAUGGUGGAAUAUCGCUGAAAAGGUACUGCUGUUAUUGCCUCUACUGAAGAAAGAUAGCAAUAUCUGCCCAAAAUGAUAAUGGUUUGACAAUGCCGAUGAUGAUGAUAAUGAUGAUGACAGUGAUGAUGAUGAAGAUGAUAGUUGACACAUUCAUGAUCAGUUGUAAUGUUUAUAAUUGUGUUUUGUUUAGGAGCUUUUAGUCUGUAUGUCGUAUUUACAUAAGGCUCAGGAAAUUGAUUGAUUAAUUUGUUUCUGGGUUUGCUUUCUGGGAAUUUUGACAAUUGACAUUUUGUCAGUGUCUCUCACUAUACAUUCCACAAAUAAUUUACAUAUAUAUAUAUGAUUUUAAUUGUGUUGAUGGGCGUGUAAAAACACCUACGUUUUAUUUUUUAAAAUGCUCCUUGAUGUCUUUAUUUCAAUAACGGCUUGAUCUGUACCCUCCCCCCAUUCAGCCCAAAAACUGAAUUGAAGGAUCUUGGAAUGUUCUCUGAUAAUGUGGAUGUUGAGAGACCUUGCUGGGGUUGGUCUCAUCUCAUCGCCGUCAUUCAACAUUGUCAUAUCUCAAAAUACGAGGUUUUUAGGAGUACAAAAAAAUGUUUUUUAAUUUGGCUCAAGACACCGUCUUUACAGAAAAUGUUGAAUUUGUUUCUCUCCUCUACUCUUUCAAGAAGAGGAAUAAAACUAGGACCAAUUGAUUCACCUGAGCCAACUUAAAACAUUUGUAACUGGGUUUGUUUUUUUCAUAAUGUAGAAUAGAGAUGAUGAAAUGCAAUAGAUGUUGGGAUUUAAGGCCUGGGCUUUCAGAUACGUUGAAUUUGUAGAAAUAGGAUUGAAAUCUUAACCAUACCACGGCUGUUACUGUCUGUGUACACAUGUGUCCAUGUGUGCAUUCAGUUACGGACUUUGAAGACUGAAAUAAAAACCUGUGAUAAGUUGUAUUCA